UGGCAAUUCCUGCAGGCUCAUGGGAGAUCUUGAUAAGCACUAGUCUCAUUGGAUAUACGGAAGAUCCCUUUGACAGGCAGCCAUUCGUGGCUAUUGACAACAUAGUCCUGGCAACCGGACGGUGUGACUUGAACUUGUCAGUUUGCCCAUCAACUACGCCUUACAAAUGUAACGAUGGCAGUAAAUGCUAUGGUGACCACAACACAUGUGAUCGUAAGUAUCUACUGUGAUGAUGAAUCAGAUGAAAGCACGGCAGUUUGUGGAGAAAUGUACCUGAUCCCAUGUGACUUUGAGGAUGCAGCAGCAUGCGGGUAUGACCUUAUUAAUCCCAAUGAUCUUUUCGCCAAUCCCGACGGUCAAUGGCGUAGACGGGGCGGAUAUGCGCAUCAGAUACCACCAUACGACAAGACAUUCGGAGAUGAUCGAGGGCACUUUGCUCACUUCUCCGAAUGGCUGGUCCACUCUUCGUCAUUCGCUCCACAUACGGGACAUCUGAGUUCACCGAGGGAGACUUUCAACACAGAUGGCUGCAUCCAGUUCUGGUACUACCUCAACGGAACCGCCACUCAACCAGACGCUUUGUCCGCUCAGAUCUAUGUCCGCCUACUGUACAGCAAUGGUGUAACGGAGCUGCGCUGGUAUGACCAGGUGAACCGAAAGAUCGAUACUUGGAUUCAGGGCGGGGUUCCAGUACGUGGCAAUCAGGAGGUGUACCUGAAGAUCACCGCCAUCGUCUCUGAACCCCCUACAGCCUGGCCCGGCACUGUUGCCGUUGACGAUAUCAGCUACCAAGUGGGCGCUUGCCGCAUAGUACAGUCUUGUACGUCUUCCAUGUUCAUGUGUGCAGACCGCUCUGUCUGUAUUCCUCAGACCUUUGUCUGUAACGGAAACUGGGAGUGCCUUGACGGUACAGACGAGGCUAACUGUGCACGUCGUCCAAACGGUGCUAUUGAACUAUCUGGGGGUGAUGGAACCUACGGCGAAGUGCGCUAUUUUAUGGGUGGGAUGUGGAAAGAAGUCUGCUAUCCGUCAUCAAAUGCAACUGCGAUUGCAGUCUCCAACACCAUUUGUGAACUGGAUGGAUUUGUGGGUCGUGUGGAGGCAUAUAGAAUCUCCAGAUAUACGUAUGGCUCCACUGUGCAGCUCUCGUGCAGUAACGGUUCAUGCACGGCAUAUUCUUACAGCUGUUCAACUACACUGGGAGUUCGCUGCUCAAAUUAUGCGUGUUUCUCGGGAGAGAGGCUCUGCUCAGGCACGGUGAACACAUGCGUUCCAAACACAAGAUUCUGUGAUGGCUUGCCGGACUGCCCGGACAACACGGACGAGAUGGAGUGCUUCUGUGAUAUGGACGCGGUUGAUGAUAACAGAUGCAGAAAAACAUUCGAUGAAUGCAUCGACAAGCAAUGCCAGACAUGUACUGACCAAAACAAGUUCGAAUGUAUGAACCAUGAGUGUGUCCUCAAAUCUCAAAGAUGUGAUGGCAUCAAACACUGCAGUGAUGGGUCCGAUGAAUACAGAUGUGCCAUUGUUGAGACAAACAUGGUAUACCUUCCACACAAUGGAGUCAUGAAGCCGGUGUGCAUGAAUGAUGUUAACCGACAAAUGGCCGAGUCUGUGUGCAACUUUGCUGGCAAAGGUACAAUAGUAGCAGGAGGAAUCAAGUACGGUCGUGCAGAAAUAUCUGAUGGUCUGCAUGUCGUACCAUCCACCAAUGGCAGCUCUGUUGUACGCGGCAUUCGGAUAGCUAGAGCCAAUCAGAGAUGUUACCCUCUUGUGUUGGAGUGUUCUAUGCCAGAAUGUGGCAGUCCAGUGUACCUGGAAAACUUUAUUUCCCCACUUGUGAUGAAUGGAAGGGAUGCACAGCCAGGUGAAUGGCCCUGGCAGAUCAGCCUGCGAUACAACAAUCGGCAUAUAUGUGGUGGAACAUAUAUUGGGAGAAAAUGGGUUCUCACUGCGUACCACUGCAUUGAAUCUACUGGGUCUUUCUAUGUUCGAUUUGGAGUGACUAUGGCAGAGGUAUUAGAAAACUACUCUCAGGAAAUCGACGUGUCACGCAUACAUCGUCAUCCUGACUUUGACACCGGAUCGAAUGGCUUCACAAACGGAUCGGAUCUCGCACUAUUGGAGAUGGCAUACGAACCAAUGACAGACAACUAUACACGGCCUGUCUGCUUGGGGAAUGCAAAAAGCUACACGGACAUCAUUGACAAAGGCGAAAUGGCGGAAUGUUACAUCACUGGAUUUGGGAAGCAAGAGACGGACUUCUUCCAAGUCCAAGAAAAUCGGCAUCUGAAGGAAUCAAAAGUCCAUGUUGUAGAUCCUCAACUGUGCGACAAUCUGAUGUACUUCCAGCUGAAUAAAUCAUAUGUUGCUGACGACGCAUUGUGUUUGGAAAACCGGGAGCCAUAUGCUCCAUCUAACGAUGGUGACAGUGGUGGCCCAAUGGUUUGCAAAGACGAAAAUGGCCGUUUCAAACAGUUUGGUGUGACCAGCUGGGGACUGCGAGACUCUGAUAAGAAUGCCCCUGCCAUCUAUGUGAACAUCAUCUAUCACCAGGAAUGGAUCGAAUCAAUCACUGGCAUACCACUCACAUAGAUGUAUUCAAGACAACCGAAAACAACUUACACUACUCAAAAAUAGUGUAACUUUAAAAGACUGAUUUAUUAAGUAAUAACCGUUUUACUUUAGACAUGUGCUAUGUUAAAUACCAACUGGUGGUACACGUAUUAUACUAACAUUUUUGCAAAUUUUGUUUUACUUUCAUGAAUGUUAUUGUGAUGAAACAAUAAGACAGCAUUUUAUGCACUAUAUGUAUAUGUAAUGUAUUUUCAAUUAAUUAAACAGCUUUUUACUGGGGAGAAAUAUGUACUUUGACCUACGUCAGUGCCAUUAAUUAUAUGUAUUGUUUUUGUCAGAUUCACAUAAUCAUUAAUAUGUAUUAAAUAUUUGAUAAUGUUUAGCUGACCUUAGCACGAAGUGCUAAAGAAGAGCUUUUGUGAUUAACUAUGACCGGCGUUGUUCGGUGUGUGCGUUGUCCGUUGUGCGUCGUCAAAUUUUAGCUUUUAACCAGUCUACAGCCACAUUUAUCAUGAAACAUGUUGGCCGAUUUCGAAUCUUUGUCUAAUGAUUUUUUUUUAAAACUAUGUCACCAGGUCAAAUCUUAGAAAAACCUUGUCACCUCUCUAGAAGCCACAUUUAUGGCUCAGUCUUGAUGAAAUUUGGUCGGAAUAUCUGGACAAUAUAUUUUGAAAGCUUCAAUUUAGGUCAAGUGCGUCCAAAAACAAGGUCACCCGGUCAAAUUUAAGAGAAACCGCGUUACUGCUCUAGAAGUCACAAUUAGCACUCAAUAUUGAUGACCCUUGUUCAGCAUGUUUCUCUUGGCAAUAUCUAUUAAAAGUUUAAAUCUGUUGUUCGUCGAAAAACAAGGUCAACAUACCAAAUCUGAGCAAAAAAAUCUUUUUACCAAUUAAGAGGCCACAUGAGACUCAAUAUCGAUGAAACUUUGUCAGAAUAUUUAUCACGACAUUAUCUAACCCAUUUUACCAGAUCGAUUCUUUGAAAACAUUUAUUUCCACUCCGAAUGCAACAUUUAUAUCUCAAUCUAGAUGAAACUUAGAAUGCUUAUCUUGACAAUAUCUUAGCCGAGUUUGUAAUCUGAAUCACAUGCGUGUUUAAACUAGGUAACCGAAUCAUAUCUUCGAACAACCUUGAAACUCUAAGGGCCGAAUGUAUGACUCGGACUUGAAGAAACUUGGUCAGAAUGCUUAUCUUAACAAUUUCUACGUUGAGUUUGAAUCUGGGCCACAUGCGUCCAAAACAUAGGUAAACAGAUUAAAUUUUAGAACAACCUUGUCACCACUCGAGAGACAACAUUUAAUACUCAGGUUCGAUGAAACAUCGUCAGAAUGGUUAUCUUGACAAAAUAAACGCCAUGUUUGAAUCUGGGUAAAGUGGUGUCAAAAACUAGAUCACCAGGUCUUGAACAAUCUGUGUGAAGUGAACUCAGGCGAGCAAUUGAGGGCUUGGUUUUAUGUUUCUGGUACCUGGUAUAUAUUAAAUAUUUAGCAAAAAUUUCUCAUAAACUCAUUAACUUAU
This is a messenger RNA of Dreissena polymorpha, 4095 nucleotides long. RefSeq names its product atrial natriuretic peptide-converting enzyme-like. Gene Ontology annotation, cellular component: membrane. Bases 175 to 2595 code for a protein of 806 amino acids. Gene Ontology annotation, molecular function: serine-type endopeptidase activity; protein binding. The record is from RefSeq and is a predicted model, not a curated record. The transcript is spliced from 20 exons. NCBI's taxonomy places the organism in Eukaryota, Metazoa, Mollusca, Bivalvia, Myida, Dreissenidae. Gene Ontology annotation, biological process: proteolysis.